UAGCAUUGCAGUGAAAGUAUAGUUUUCUUAGUUUCGAUUUUCGAAGAAAAACGCGAUUUUUCUGGGCAAUAGUCUUAUUAAUAAGCUCUAUUUUAUUAAAAGAAAAUAAAAUAUUCCCGCAAAAAUGUCCGGAGGAAGACGAGUUCCGGCGAACGAGGAUUUAUCCAAUGUGGAGUUCGAAACUAGCGAAGAUGUAGAGGUGCUACCGACUUUCAAUUCAAUGGGGCUCCGUGAGGAACUGCUGCGUGGUGUUUAUGCCUACGGUUUUGAGAAACCGUCGGCCAUUCAACAACGUAGCAUUCUUCCGAUCGUCAAAGGACGCGAUGUUAUUGCUCAGGCCCAAUCAGGUACAGGCAAAACAGCAACAUUUUCGAUUGCCAUCCUCCAAUCUAUGGAUACCACAUUACGUGAGACACAGGUUCUUUGUCUGUCACCAACGCGUGAGUUGGCUGUCCAGAUUCAAAAGGUUAUUUUGGCGUUGGGAGAUUUUAUGAACGUACAGUGUCAUGCUUGUAUCGGCGGAACGAAUCUUGGCGAAGAUAUUCGCAAACUGGACUACGGUCAACACGUCGUCAGUGGUACGCCAGGCCGUGUGUUCGAUAUGAUUAAGCGUCGAGUUUUGCGAACCAGAUCCAUCAAAAUGCUGGUAUUGGACGAAGCAGAUGAAAUGUUGAACAAAGGAUUCAAAGAACAAAUCUACGAUGUUUACCGGUAUCUUCCUCCAGCCACACAAGUCGUUUUAAUAUCCGCCACUUUGCCGCAUGAAAUCCUGGAGAUGACUUCCAAAUUUAUGACGGAUCCUAUUCGUAUUCUGGUUAAACGUGAUGAAUUGACGCUGGAAGGCAUUAAACAAUUUUUCGUUGCUGUUGAACGAGAGGAGUGGAAAUUUGAUACUUUGUGCGAUUUGUAUGAUACACUGACCAUCACCCAGGCGGUCAUCUUUUGCAACACCAAGCGUAAGGUCGAUUGGUUAACGGAAAAAAUGCGCGAGGCAAAUUUUACCGUUAGUUCUAUGCACGGCGACAUGCCGCAAAAGGAGAGAGACGAAAUCAUGAAGGAGUUCCGUUCCGGACAGAGUCGUGUUCUCAUUACAACUGAUGUAUGGGCUCGCGGUAUUGAUGUACAGCAGGUUUCGCUGGUUAUCAACUAUGAUCUGCCGAACAAUCGUGAAUUAUACAUUCAUCGUAUCGGUCGUUCUGGUCGAUUCGGGCGCAAAGGUGUAGCGAUUAACUUCGUGAAGAGUGACGAUAUUAGAAUUCUGCGAGAUAUUGAACAAUACUACUCGACACAGAUUGAUGAGAUGCCAAUGAACGUAGCAGAUUUGAUCUAAGUGGAAAAAUGUAUUUCCCUGUUUAAUACAUUCUUAAUAUUGGUAGGUACCUAUAGAUGUACCUUAGAAAAACCUUAAUAUUGAACACCGAUAUAUAUUUUUAACAUCGGAAAAUUGAUGCACAUAAAAUAAGUGUAAUUGCUAUCAUUGGAGUGAAAACACGACUAAUAAAAAUGAAACCAG
Molecule: messenger RNA, 1513 nt
Organism: Sabethes cyaneus
Lineage: Eukaryota; Metazoa; Arthropoda; Insecta; Diptera; Culicidae
Product: eukaryotic initiation factor 4A-III
Exons: 3
Coding region: 125-1330 (401 amino acids)
Cellular component (GO): catalytic step 2 spliceosome; nucleolus
Molecular function (GO): mRNA binding; RNA helicase activity; ATP binding
Source: RefSeq, a predicted model, not a curated record